Dioscorea cayenensis subsp. rotundata (Guinea yam) is the source of this 396-nucleotide messenger RNA. RefSeq lists its product as uncharacterized. NCBI's taxonomy places the organism in Eukaryota, Viridiplantae, Streptophyta, Magnoliopsida, Dioscoreales, Dioscoreaceae. The record is from RefSeq and is a predicted model, not a curated record. The transcript has a single exon. Bases 1 to 396 code for a protein of 131 amino acids.
AUGAGGAAGCAAGCGCUCCGGCAAAGCUUCGAGACUCUACAAAUGGAGGACGGUGAGAGUAUUCAGAGCUAUUGGGCUAGAGUGACCGCAAUUGUGAAUCAAGUGAGAGGACUCGGGCAUAAGCUCUCAAAGGCUGAGGUAGUGUCCAAGGUGUUACAAAGUUUGGCGCCAAAGUUCAACUACGUCGCCGUCGCAAUGGAGGAGUCCAAAGACCUGUUGAGUCUCACUCUUGAUGAGCUAUGCGGGUCACUUCAAGCCCAUGAGUUCAUGGUUAAUAGAUCUGCAGGAAAAGCUGUGGAGAAGGCAUUAUUUGUGAAGAGUGAUAGCUCGUUAUCUCACUCCAAGGAGAAAGGAAGUUCUAGUGCACCAGCUGGGUCGAACUUAGGCCGGGGAUGA